Molecule: messenger RNA, 243 nt
Organism: Racocetra fulgida
Lineage: Eukaryota; Fungi; Glomeromycota; Glomeromycetes; Diversisporales; Gigasporaceae
Source: the annotation of a GenBank genome assembly
AUGGUAUCCAUUAUUAAAGAUAUUAUACUAUUUAAGUUAUUAGAUUCAUCUGAUUCGCUGUCAAGUGAAUUAUUAUUAGCCAGCGUCGUAUUACACUCACAAAGCUGUAAAAUAAAAUUUGAAAUUGAUACAACCGAUUCAUUGUCCAAUGGAAUAGUAUCAAUUAAUGCUGUGCUGGAUUCAGAGACCUAUUAUUGCAAGAAACAAAAUGUUGAUUAUAAGACUAUCAUUAGCAAAAGGUGA